AUGCCCUAUGCACCAGCAGCCCCAGCACCAGGGCCCACUGCACCCACACUCCCUACCUUGGCAUCCGUUACCUUGGCACCUCUGCACCUGCACCACCAGCUCCUGCACCAACAGCUCCGUAACUUGGGCUCCACCAGUUCCUGGACUUCAGGCUCUACCAGUUCCUGCACCAUAUUCGUGCAAGCUCCAACACUGCAGACCUUGAUGGGUUCUGCCCCACUGGUGCUGCUAGUUCCUGUGCCCUGGUCCCCAUUGGUUCCUGUGCCUCAUGCCCUGCUGGCUGCUGCAUCACAGGACCUGCUGACUUUGCCUUCAGCUACAGCACCUCCAACUCCGGUGCAUCCUGCUCCAGCACCUUCUGCUCUGGUGCCUCCCACUCCAGCACCUCUCACUCUGGUACCUCCAGCUUCAGUCCAUCCUACUACAGCACCUCAAGCUCCUGCACCUCUCACUCCUGGGCCUCUUGCUCUGCCACCUCCUAGUCUGACACCUCCCAGUCUGACACUGCCCAAUCCAGUGCCUCCCAUUCUGGAGACUCCAAAUCCACUACCUCCUGAUAUGGUGCCUUCUAACCAAGCACCUCCUGAUCCGAUGCCUCCCAAUCCAGCACCUCCCACUGCAGUACCUCCUACUGCAGUGUUGUUAGCUCCUGCACUGCCUACGCUAGCACUGCUACCACUCUCACUGUCACAUCCAGUGCACAUCUGA
Molecule: messenger RNA, 708 nt
Organism: Schistocerca nitens (vagrant locust)
Lineage: Eukaryota; Metazoa; Arthropoda; Insecta; Orthoptera; Acrididae
Exons: 2
Coding region: 1-708 (235 amino acids)
Source: RefSeq, a predicted model, not a curated record